AUGAAUGUGUUGUUGUCCGUGACCACCCCCUUCAAGCAAGCGAAAACCGAAAUAGAGAAAGUAGAGAAAGAAAUCGAGAAAAGCAACGCUGGAAACGUAGGAGAUGGAGCAAAAAUUCGCGAGAAAGAGGGAGAGAAGAAGAGGAGGAAAAAGGGAAAGGAGAUGCUGCAAUCAGAAAGAAAUAGGAAAGGAAAUGGAACCGAAAAGGAAAAAAAAGAGAAAAGAAAAGAAAAGCCUCAACAUAACGCCGUAGGAAAGGAAGAAGGAAAAGAAGAUAAAGAGAUGGGAGAGAUGCACAAUUUCGAGGUUGUGUGA
Trichophyton verrucosum HKI 0517 is the source of this 315-nucleotide messenger RNA. RefSeq lists its product as uncharacterized. Lineage: Eukaryota; Fungi; Ascomycota; Eurotiomycetes; Onygenales; Arthrodermataceae. The transcript has a single exon. The record is from RefSeq and is a predicted model, not a curated record. Bases 1 to 315 code for a protein of 104 amino acids.